UAUCUUGUUGCAACAUUACAUAGAAGAAGAGAGACUUGUUUUUCUUACAGUUAUAUCCUCUCUUACAUCAGGAGGUACUCAAGGAUAAAAUGAUGAAGCUAAAGUCAGGUGUGUGCGCUCUAAUGGCGGUAUUUUUGCUGUCUGUUUAUAUUGCAGAGGUGAAUUGCGUCUCCUGCGUCAGAUCUAUCGACAACAACAAAGUGCGGAAUGAAGCAGGGCCCCUUAUUGGAGGGGUAUCCAAGGUGAAAUAUGCCACUUCAGAAGUGCAGAGGAUCUGUAAUGAGAUGAAGCCAUAUGUAGAAAGACGUGUCGGAAAGAAGUUUGAUGAUUUCACCGCCAAAUGUUUCAGCACACAGGUUGUGGCAGGAACCAACUAUUUUAUCAAGGUCCACGUUGGAAAGAAGGAAUUCAUCCAUCUGAGAGUCUAUAAAUCUCUCCCUUACAGUGGAGAACAACUAGAGCUGAGUGGAAUUCAGACCUCUAAAGUGCGCCAUGACCCCAUUGAAUACUUCUAAACGAACACAAAUCAUUCUCUCUCUCAUCCAAACAAUUAGCUGCCAUACCUUUUGCAAAAUAGUCACUCUGUUAAUAUUACAACACUUUUUUGUUAUUCAAAUAUAUAUCCAAUCUAUAUUAAAGUGAACCCAAUAUUCAGCCAUUUCAGUGCCUGCAUAUUACUUUCCUGUACCAUAAAUAUAUUAUGGUGAAUAACUGCUCAUAUAUUUUCCAAAUCUGUUUUAUAUUGGAACUUCUUUAUAUUAGAAAAUGCUUCUUUUAUAAUAAAG
This is a messenger RNA of Xyrauchen texanus (razorback sucker), 785 nucleotides long. Its product is annotated as cystatin-B-like. The transcript has 4 exons. Gene Ontology annotation, cellular component: cytosol. The record is from RefSeq and is a predicted model, not a curated record. The coding region runs from base 90 to 515 and encodes 141 amino acids. Lineage: Eukaryota; Metazoa; Chordata; Actinopteri; Cypriniformes; Catostomidae. Gene Ontology annotation, molecular function: cysteine-type endopeptidase inhibitor activity.